Messenger RNA from Nothoprocta perdicaria, 2005 nucleotides. It is a transcript of the gene SKA3, whose product is annotated as spindle and kinetochore associated complex subunit 3. The coding region runs from base 43 to 1458 and encodes 471 amino acids. The record is from RefSeq and is a predicted model, not a curated record. Gene Ontology annotation, cellular component: spindle microtubule; outer kinetochore. NCBI's taxonomy places the organism in Eukaryota, Metazoa, Chordata, Aves, Tinamiformes, Tinamidae. The transcript is spliced from 9 exons. Gene Ontology annotation, biological process: mitotic cell cycle; chromosome segregation.
CUCCGCGGCGGCCGUUAACGGCCGCUCGCCUCCCUGAGAGCCAUGGACGUGUCGCGGGGCUUCUUCGGGAAGCUGCGCGCCCUGGCGCUCACGCUGGAGAAGGAGGCGGGGCAGCUGGAGCGGGCGCUGCGCAGGGAGGACCCAGACUAUGAAGAAGAAUCUCCAAUACGYGUCCUACAUGACCUGCACUGUGAAGUGAAGGCCCUUAAGGGAGAUGUUAAUGCCAGUCUCGAAAAGACCUGCUCUGAGAGGCAAGAAAUUCAUGACUUURUGAAGGCAAGUGAAAUAUUAAUGCAAAGAAAUGCAGCAGAUCUUGGAAAAAUAAGGGAGUUGUUCCAGAAAUAUGGCUAUAAACCACCUGUGAAAGAUUCCCCCGAGGAGGAAGAGGAGGAGGAAAAUAACAGUCAAUCAAAGGUGUCUAUCCAGAAUAAAUCUGAUCAAGAGAAAGUGGAUGAUGAUACUCRUCUUCCUGCUUGUACAGAGAAGCCACCAGUCCCCAAAGACCCUAUGCGUAACCCCCAGCUUUCGGAUUUUGGGCUUUCACAAUACGCUUUCUCCAGGACUUGGAGCACAAGGAAUGAACAACAUGCAAGAAACGYACAUCAAGAAUAUCCAAAAACCAGGACUCCCUUAAAAACCCAGGCCCCGUCUAUGUUGCCCAAAACACCCAAGUGUAUGCUAAGGAUGGAUGACUACGAGUGUGUGACACCAAAACUAGAACACUUCGGCAUUAGUGAGCACACCAUGUGUAUGAAUGAAGAUUAUACAAUGGCACUCAUCCAUAAAACUGCUCAGACAAGCAAAAACUUGCCUAAGGAAGAUCAUCAUGAAGUGAGUGUAGCAGAAAUGUCACCUAGGAAAAUCAUGGUUACUCCUGGGCCAAAACCAAACAAGACAGAUGGGAAUGCAGCUGAUUAUAUGGCUUCUCCUGUGAUACCUGUGUUCUGCACRCCGGGUGUGAAAAUCCCCUCCGUAUCCGAUGGCGUGGGAUUGCCAAGAACACCGGAGACAAACGAAAUAAGUCUUCCUAGCCACACAGGAACACCAGUACUGCCAGAUUUUGAAACAGGAUGGCUAAAAAUAGAAACUAAGCAUGUAAAGCAGAGGGAGAAGCCUGAACUGGUGGCCGAAAAUGAUGCAACAAGUAAUCUGUACAUAGAAGAUGUCAUUCCAUCUGCUGUAAGCUCUGAUGAAUAUCUGAAACAUUUUGAAGACACUUCUCCUCCCAAAAUAAAGGACUAUGAACAUUUAAUUAAUACUCCUCCGGCACCAGAAAUAACAAGAAUACCAGAUGAUGUUCUACAGAUUCUAUCAAAAUAUAAUCAAAAAUCAGGCUCUUCUAAAGCCAAGAAGGUGGAGAUCAAAGCAGGAAACACUACAAGAUAUGAAAGUGAUUUCUCAAAUUAUUACAACAAAGAGAACAGAGAAUAUCCUGAACUUAUCAAGCCAAAUGUUUGAAAUCAAGCCUCAGGCCCAUGCUGAGCCCGUUUCACAUUCAUGGAACUUAUCACUGAGUUGCAGCAAAUUCACAAAGCAAAAAAUAACAGGAGGGGAGGGAGCAGUGAGACAGUCAAGAACCACGUAAAGGAAGAAGGCCUUUUUGUGGAAAAAGCUUUAUGUGGAGCAACCUGUUAAAACUAAUAACAUGGUGCUUAAGUUUUUAUUUGAAAUUACUGGUAAAAAUGCAUUGUUUUCAAUGUGUAUAUGCUUCAAAGAGACCUUGGCCMUGUACUCCUCAGUACUUCUGUUGGUGAAUCCUCUUGGUUGUGUGUACGCUUGCCUUCGCAGGAGGCUGUGGAGAUGUGYAAUUAUGUUACAAUAAAGGAAAUGUCCAGUAUAUUGCCUGAAAAAGUGAGUCUCUACAGAUGUUCUAGAAAGACUGUGUAUCUUUUCAGGGCUGAGUUUGGAGUGUUACUUCAAUGGAAAUGAGAAGUUUCUUAUGUGAAAAGCAACUUUUAGGACUUCUGUAAUAUUUGACACUUCUGCAAUAGCAAGAGUUGUCAGA